GGUGGGGCCUGGCUUAGAGAGCCAGAGAAGAGCUGGGAGGCAGGGACAAGGACCCAGCAUGGCAGAAUCUGGGUCCCUGCCCACCGGCUUUGGGGAGCUGGAGGUGUUGGCUGUGGGGACGGUGCUGCUGGUAGAAGCGCUCACCGGCCUCUGCCUCAAUAGUCUCACCAUCCUCUCUUUCUGCAAGAUGCCAGAGCUGCGGACCCCUACCCACCUGCUGGUGCUGAGCCUGGCUCUGGCAGACUCUGGGAUCAGCCUGAACGCCCUCGUUGCAGCCACAGCCAGCCUCCGCCGAAGCUGGCCCUAUGGCUCCGAUGGCUGCCAGGCUCACGGUUUCCAGGGCUUUGUGACCGCGCUGGCCAGCAUCUGCAGCACCGCGGCCGUCGCCUGGGGGCGCUAUCACCACUACUGCACGCGCAGCCAAUUGGCAUGGAACACGGCCAUCUCCUUGGUGAUCUGUGUGUGGCUGUCUUCUGCCUUCUGGGCAGCACUGCCCCUCCUGGGCUGGGGCCGCUAUGACUAUGAGCCUCUGGGAACGUGUUGCACCCUGGACUACUCCCGGGGGGACAGAAACUUCAUCAGCUUCCUCUUCACCAUGGCCUUUUUCAACUUCUUCCUGCCUCUCUUCAUCACAGUCAUAUCAUAUCAGCUCAUGGAGCAGAAACUCAGGAAGACGGGCCACCUCCAGGUGAACACCACUCUGCCUGCCAGGACGCUGCUGUUCGGCUGGGGCCCCUAUGCCCUCCUGUAUCUCUCUGCAACGAUCGUGGAUGUGAGCUCCAUCUCCCCCAAGCUGCAGAUGGUGCCUGCCCUCAUUGCCAAAACAGUGCCCACGAUUAAUGCCAUCAACUAUGCCCUGGGCAGUGAGAUGGUCCACAAGGGCAUUUGGCAGUGCCUCUCACCCCAGAGAAGCGAGCAGGAUCGAGCCCGGUGAGGUUCUCUGGGGGGCUGCUCAGACCCAGGCCCACUCCAACACCCUGGACUGAGCCCCAUGCUAGGAGGCUGCCCCAGAGUCCUGCCCAGCAGCCUCAGAAGCCAAGCUCCAGACACUCAUUCUUCACACCCCUCCCCACCGCACAGGGAUGGCCCUGUUGGGUGUGGCCCUCAGUCAGACACGGGGGAUUCAGAGAGCACCCAGACAACAUGGGAGGACCUGGGACUUUGGAACCAGACAGACCUGAGUUUCCAUCACAGCCCUCCAAACGGAGGCUGAGAGACCUUGGGAAAGUCACUCCCUCUGAACUGAGCUUCCUGACCAACAACAUAAGGACUCCACUGGGCUGCUGUGAGGUUUAAGCAAGAUAAUGCGUACUCACCAUGCACAGGGAACUUCACUAAAACAGCUGUCAGGGUUCCGAGUCUUACAUAGAAAGGCAUGAAAGCUCCUGGUUUCUUAUGGGAGGGCCACCCAGGCAGUCAGUGUUCCAAUGCCACUUAUUAAAUUGAGAUCUGGU
Molecule: messenger RNA, 1454 nt
Organism: Mustela erminea (ermine)
Lineage: Eukaryota; Metazoa; Chordata; Mammalia; Carnivora; Mustelidae
Gene: RGR
Product: retinal G protein coupled receptor
Exons: 7
Coding region: 59-934 (291 amino acids)
Biological process (GO): visual perception; phototransduction; G protein-coupled receptor signaling pathway
Cellular component (GO): membrane
Molecular function (GO): G protein-coupled receptor activity
Source: RefSeq, a predicted model, not a curated record